Lolium rigidum is the source of this 1608-nucleotide messenger RNA. RefSeq names its product putative cysteine-rich receptor-like protein kinase 20. Lineage: Eukaryota; Viridiplantae; Streptophyta; Magnoliopsida; Poales; Poaceae. Bases 1 to 1608 code for a protein of 535 amino acids. The transcript has 7 exons. The record is from RefSeq and is a predicted model, not a curated record. Gene Ontology annotation, molecular function: protein kinase activity; ATP binding. Gene Ontology annotation, biological process: protein phosphorylation.
AUGCCGAGCGGCUCCCAAGGCUCGCCGGCGAGGGCCCUCGUCAUUGAGCAGAGCGCGGAGGCGGCAUGGUCGACAAGUGCGGCGGCUCGCGCGACGGCGUAUGUACGUGGCCAGGCGAGCGACGGCGUACAGAUACGGCCAGAGUUGGAGCCGAGGCGGUUCGCCACGGGCGCCAUGGACACCGGCACUACCUUCCCGACGGUGCACUCCCUGGCGCAGUGCACGCCGGACCUCUCCUCAGGGGACUGCCUAGCGUGCCUCCGUCGUCUUCUUGGCAUGGUCAACUCCACCAUGUCCCAUCGCAUAGGAGGACAGAUGGGUGUCACACGGUGUUAUUUCAGGUACGAGACGACUCAGUUCUAUAAAGGAGAACCCAUGCUGCGUCUCGGGGCGCCAGAGCCACCGCCGUCAGCUCCAACUCUGACCAAACAAAAGAGCAGGCUGUGGGUAAUUCCCACAGUUGUAGUUCCUGUAGCAGGAGCAGCAUUUCUCUUCUUCGCCUUUUACGCCUGUCGACUCACAAAGCGAAGAAAAGGUAUGGUAUUUAGACGUGCUCUGAGUUCGGACGGAGAGGAACAACUAGUUUGGCAAGGGAAAAACUCAGAGUUCACGGUGUUCGACUUUCAACAGCUAUUGGAGGCCACCGAUAAUUUUUCAGAAGAAAAUAAACUUGGACAAGGUGGCUUUGGCUCCGUUUACAAGGGCCAGCUUCCUGGAGGAUUGAAGAUAGCAGUGAAGAGACUUGCUUCACAUUCUGGACAAGGAAUGAUAGAGUUUAAAACUGAAGUCCAGCUUAUAGCCAAACUCAAGCACAUGAAUUUGGUUAGACUCUUGGGAUGUUGCUCUCAAGAAGAAGAGAAAAUAUUGGUCUAUGAAUACUUGCCAAACAAAAGCUUGGAUUUCUUCAUCUUCGAUGAAAAUGAAAGAGCUUUACUGGAUUGGUCCAAACUUGUAGCAGUAAUUGAAGGAGUAGCACAUGGACUUCUUUACCUACAUAAGCAUUCCCGAUUACGUGUCAUACACCGAGACCUUAAACCAAGCAACAUUCUCUUGGACAGCGAAAUGAAUCCUAAAAUUUCAGAUUUUGGGCUAGCAAAAAUAUUCAGCUCAAAUACCACUGAAGGAAACACGACAAGAAGAGUUGUUGGCACAUAUGGCUACAUGGCCCCUGAAUAUGCUUCAGAGGGCGUCUUCUCAAUUAAAUCCGACGUAUUCAGCUUUGGUGUUAUUAUUUUUGAGAUCCUAAGUGGAAAACGGAACUCAAGUACCCAACACUGUGGUGAUUUCAUCAAUCUUCUGUGCCAUGCAUGGAAAUUAUGGGAAGACAGAAGGUGGACUGAUAUCGUUGAUACGUCUUUGGUUCCGAAUAGCCACUCCUCAGAGAUGAAGAGGUAUAUCAAAAUAGCCUUCUUGUGCGUACAAGAGAACGCCGCUGAUCGACCAACCAUGGCAGAUGUUAUUGCAAUGCUAAGCAGUGAGACUAUGGUCAUGGCUGAACCUAAGCAGCCAGCACAUUUCAAUCUAAGGGUUGGAAAUGAAGAGGCAUCCGGUGUUCUACAGUCAUGUAGUGUUAAUGAUUUGACCAUAUCUAUCACCAUUCCUAGAUAG